UAGUGAUUAGCAUUACUACACAAGAUACAUUCAAGUGGGUUAUGAUGUACCCUAUCAGGCGAACAAAUACGAUAAACAAUUGCUAUUUACUGACGCUGUUUCAAAUUCAGCCCCACGCUCUUCCAGAGCGGAAAUAGUUUCAACCCUGGCAAGAAGCACGUUGUCUGUCGGUCGUUCGAGAAAAAAUCGUUAAAACCGGCGGUUAAAUAGCCUUGGUAUCGGCAUAUUUUACUCGAACCGCUACAGGUAAGUAACACAGCGAGAUAACACAUCAAAACCGAUGAAAAACAACAGUUAUGUGGACACAAUUAUUGACAACUGCAAUCAGAGGCGGUGUUUAGUAUUCAAAAGACCGCUGAACGGUUAGGAUGGGUAAGCCAAUUUGGGUGUUGUUUGCGGUGCUGGCAGUGCUGUGGCCGAUGACCGUCCGCGGACAGCUGGACGGUAACAAUUAUCGACUACCGAACAACAGUUACCCAUUGCGGUACGACCUUGAACUGACCACGUACAUCCACGAGGACGGCCGCAGCAGACAGUUUCGGUUCGAUGGAAGCGUCAAGAUUGAAGUGUUUGUUAAGGAUGAGCGGAACAGCAGCAUCACGCUGCACUAUCGUCAGAUCACGAUUACCCACGUGAAGUUGUGGUCCUUUUUCGGGAAUGGAACGGAAAACGUGCUGCUGAACGAUAAUUCCAGCUUCCAGCUGGAUCCGGUACGUGAGUUUGUUACCGUGAUGCCACCAGGCGUCGAUUUGAAGGGAACCUACUUCUUAGAGUUCGAGUAUAAUGGACAACUACGCGAGGAUAAUGCCGGAUUUUACCGUUCCUCGUACGUGGAUGAUGAGGGAAAAACACGUUGGCUUGCCACGACGCAGUUUUCCUCGACGGACGCCCGCCAUGCUUUUCCUUGCUACGAUGAACCUGGCAUACGGGCCGCAAUCGGGCUGACGGUGAUUCACGGAGAGGAUUACUCCGUCCUGUCGAAUAAUCUGCCAAAGGAAAGCUCUCCCGGACCAUACGACGGGUAUGUAAAAACGGUGUUCGCAGAUACGCCCAUCAUGCAGCCUUAUCUGCUGGGCAUCGUGGUGAGUGAUUUCGCCUCGGUGGAAUCCCCGCUGUACCCCCGGCAGCGGGUCUUCGCUCGCUACAAUGCCAUCCGCAGCGGAGAGGGGGAUUUUAUUCUGGAAGCUGGCUACAAAACACUGGAGGUGCUGGAAGAAUACCUGCAGACGGACUAUGCGUUGCCGAAGAUUUACCAGGUGGCGGUGCCGGAUUUCGCCCCUGGGGCGAUGGAAAAUUAUGGUUUGGUUACUUAUAAGGAGCAGAGUUUCUUCUACAACAGUCAGACUUCACCGCUGAGACAGAAGCACUCGAUUGCGACCGUAGUGGGACACGAAUUUGGUCACCAAUUUUUUGGUAACAUGGUGUCGCCGGCAUGGUGGAGCUACCUCUGGAUGAAGGAAGGUUUCGCUAGGUACUUUGAGUAUCUGGCAUCGGAUAUGGCCUAUCCGGAGCUGCGAAUCGGGGAAACCUAUACGGUCGAACAAAUGUACAGUGCUUUCGAGCGCGAUGCGCUCAGUUCUUCGCGACCUAUGACUUACUAUGUUAACACUCCGACGGAGGUCGCCAACGUGUUUGACGAAAUUUCCUAUGCGAAAGGCGGAUCCAUGAUGCGAAUGUUCCGGCAUGCUUUCGAACCGGAAACUUUCCGACAAGCGCUGACCAAUUAUUUGCGUGCCAGAGCAUUCCAGGCAGCCACACCGGAACAUUUUGCCGAAGCAAUUCAGCAAGCAAUCGACAACGCGACCGACGUUGCUCUGCCGGAUGAUGUCACGGCUCUGAACAUUCUCCAAUCAUGGACGGAACAGAGUGGCUUCCCGGUGCUUCACGUCUCUAGAGAUCUCAACUUGUACGUUCGCAUAACUCAGGAGCGUUAUCUGCUCAAAGCCUUGGAUGAGAAGAACUCUUCUUGGAUAUUACCGUACAAUUUCGCAACUGCCAAAAACCCUAAUUUCGACAUCACCUCAGACACACGCUGGUUGUUGUCCAACAGUGCAACACUUCCAGCCGAAGGCUGGACAUCUUCCGAUUGGAUCAUUUUCAACAAACAGCAAACCGGAUACUACCGAGUAAACUACGACGAACGUCUCUGGAACUUGCUGAUUACGCAACUCCAUCGCAACCACUCCGUCAUCAACAACAUCAACCGCGCGCAGUUGAUCGACGAUUCGUUCAAUUUGGCCCGGUCCGGUCGGUUAGGCUACGACACUGCCCUCCGUUUAAUCGCAUACCUCACCCACGAGAGGGAUUACGUACCGUGGGCGGCUGCAAAUAGAAACCUUCAAGUAUUGAUGCGUCUUUUCUCGGCCUCGGAACAGGACCAAACGCUGAAGAGAUAUUUCCUGUCCAUAAUCAGUCCGGUGUUUGCGGAGUUGGGACUGGAAACGGAACCCCUGGAUGAUCUCUUCGCACGUCGAGCACGAGAACUGGUCGCACAAUGGGCAUGCACGAUGGGAUCGGAACAGUGUCUGAAUAAGGCCUCGGAGGCUUUGCGGCAAUCGUUAAUAGCGGCAGACGUCCAGGUGGAUCCCGAUUUACGAGGGGUAAUUUAUUGUCAUGGAUUGGCGAAAGCCGGCGAGGAUAUUUUCCUAGCAGUGUGGCAGAGAAUGCAGACCUCGAAGGAUCAACAGUUCCGCGGAGAUCUCAUCAGCGCGCUUGGGUGUACGCAAAGCGAACUGCUGAAAGAAAUGUUCCUCAACACAUCAAUCGCCGAUGAAGUCGAUGGAUUGAACUACUUCGGUCAGGAGCGGGGAGCGAUCUUCAAUGCCGUUUCCGGUAGAGAUCGGAAGGGAACAGAAAUUGCGAUUAGAUUUUUCGCCAACAACCUGAUGAAGAUCAAUGAAUUGUACAAUAUGGGAAAUUUUGGAAAACGUGCUAUUGGGAACGCCGUAACCAACUUGGCAAACUCCAUCGUCGAUCUCGAGUUGAACGGCCAAUUUCAGGAGUUAAUCGAUCAACUCUCCCGGGCGGGUCUGCUGAGAGAUGCCGACAUCCUCAGGGCUCUGGAACAAACGAGUGAAAACCUCAUAUGGAUACAAACCAAAGGUGAGGAAAUCGAGGACUGGCUGGAGGCUUUUUUCCCGGCUCCUGCCACGACAACCACGGAGCAAACCACAACAACAACCACAACUAGUAGCACAGUGACAACUACUACUUCAACAACGACGGUUAGUGUACCGUCAUCAAGAUCGACAUCUACGACCACAAGUAGCAGCCUAACAACGAACGAGGAUGAGCCAACGAUCGCUCCUUCGGAGACUACAACGCCGGAAGCAACGAUUUCUUCCACCCAAGAGAAAACAUCCGUGACGGCGGCCCUACAAAGUACCACCAAGGAAGACGGAGGAGGAUCCGCCGUUGCUUCAGCAUCUUUCGCCCUUUUAGCGCUGUCCAUUUUGAGAAGCAUUCUAUAGAUUUUGUUUAGUUUAAAUAGUCAAAAGUAAUGAAAACUUAACAUAAGCCAAACUUGCGAUAAUAAUACGAGUGUGUUAUAUACAAAUCGUUUUUUUGAAGUAGAAUACUUCUCUCAGGAAGUUCGGCUACAUAGGGAUGUGAAAUGAAAAUCUAAAACCGAAAAAAGUGAAAAUAUGUCCAAUUUCAAAUGCUAAUAAAUCGGUUAGUAUUCGAUGGA
This is a messenger RNA of Wyeomyia smithii (pitcher-plant mosquito), 3688 nucleotides long. RefSeq names its product aminopeptidase N-like. The record is from RefSeq and is a predicted model, not a curated record. Gene Ontology annotation, biological process: proteolysis; peptide catabolic process. The transcript is spliced from 5 exons. Lineage: Eukaryota; Metazoa; Arthropoda; Insecta; Diptera; Culicidae. Gene Ontology annotation, molecular function: metalloaminopeptidase activity; zinc ion binding; peptide binding. Gene Ontology annotation, cellular component: cytoplasm. The coding region runs from base 369 to 3470 and encodes 1033 amino acids.